GGGGGUUGUUUACAGUUUUGCCGCAAACAAGAACAUUUAAAUAACCCGUUAAUUUUAUCAGUACCCUUGUAACAAUGUUAAUACAGUAUUCUAUUAAUGAUUUAAUAUCCGGGGGGGAAACUAAACUAACCCUAAGUUCUUAUCAUUUUUAGGACCCCAGUCCUAACUUUCUCACGAAUACCCAAACCACGGCGCCCCUGGACCCACCCUCCGUAAAAGUUCGAGCUUUUUUCUUUGUUGUGAGUUUUUAAGCUUAUCUCUACCUUUUUCCGUAACCUUUACGCAUCAUGUCGAGCACCGUAAAGAGCUUCAAAGUUACUUAUAACCCCGUGAAUGAGGAAAACACGUUCACCAGCGGCGACUGCCUUUCGGGUCAGGUCACACUUGAAGUGGCCAAAGAGUGCCACAUAAAGUCCCUGUUAAUUCAAUUAAAAGGGAAAGCCCGUGUCCUGUGGACCGAGACCUACGGGCAAGUUACUGUCCCGUACUACGCCAAGGACAAGUACUUUAGCAUUAAACAUUACUUUAUUGCAGACAAAGAUUUCAAAGGAGAUGACAACCAAACACUACUGACAAGCCAGAGCGGAGAAACAUACAGCAGUGUUGUGGCCCCAGGAUGCCAUGUUUACCCGUUCACCUUUCAGAUCCCCGGUGAGAAUAUGCCCUCCUCCUUCAACGGCUCUGCUGGGAAAAUUGUGUACUCGCUGAAAGCCAGGCUGAGCAGAUCAAUGAGGAUCGACAAGAAAGAUUCAACGAAGAUCAACUUUGUGACAAGAGCAGACCUGUGCUGUGAUCCCGAACUAACCACACCACAGCACGAGUGUAAGGACAAGGGAAUGAAAAUGUUCUCCUCAGGAACAGUAGCCAUGGAUGUGGACAUUGAAAAGACAGGUUACUUCCAAGGAGAGGGAAUAAAGGUUCUGGCCUGCAUUGAGAACAACUCGUCCCGUGAGAUCAGGCCCAAGUACUGUGUGUACAGAAAGCACAGCUUCUUUGCAAGUGGGAGGAGAAGACUUCAUACUAAAGACCUCUUAAAAGAAGUGGGAGAGCCCAUUGCUCCUUCUGAUAGUGUGAAGGUCUCAAGAAUCAUCACCAUCCCCCAUGAUAUGGAGCCCUCCAUCCUCAACUGCAGCAUCCUCAAGGCGGAGUACAGAGUGAGGGUCUACCUCGAUGUCAAAUAUGCCUUAGACCCUGAGAUAAAAUUUCCCAUAGUCAUCCUGCCGGCCGCUCAGGCUCCUGCUAUGGCACCACCACCUGCUACUUCUGGCUUUGGAUUCGAACCAUUUGGGAACACAAACCCACCAGCAUUGGGCGUUGUACCACUGCAACCAACAGUGGUACCAACAGCACCUCAACCACCUCCUUAUGGAGCAUUUGGAAUGUACCCUCCUUUGACAGAUUUUGGCAAUAACUAUCAGUGACAGGCCUGCGAAGGAAGUUGAACAAACGACUGGUUAUGUAUCACAAUACAGUGGCUUUCUUUUUACUUUUUAAAAAUGUAUUUGUAUUUUUUGGAUUACUGCUACAGUAUAUAAUUCAAAAAGUGAGAUUCUUCUCACUGAACUCUCUGGUCAGAGUGAAGCUGUUUGGUGGAAACCGCCACUAUAUGCGCCCUAUGUUCCAUAGCUCUUUUGUUCUAUGUAAAGGGAAGUGUUUAUAUAUUGGACAAUAGUGUUAAAAUAUGUCACAUCAUUUCCAAAAUAACUUUACAAAUAGUGGAUCCUUGCAUACACUCAGAUACCAGUGCCUUUUAAGCUGCAGGAUUUUGCCCUGUAUGUGAUUCUGUGACGGUCUCAGUAACUCAUGGAGAGAGAAGGCUACACUUUUGACUUCGAGACUGUUACACUAACCUAAAGGUCCAGUAUGUAACAUAUAGAUAUAUUUGUAGUUAUGAAAUACCGUAUAUAUCAUAGGUUUUUAUAAGUGUAUAAUCACCGGAAAAUAAGAAUUGUGUUUUCAUUACCGCAUGAGUCGUCUUUAUCUACAGAGAGCGGGUUAAAAAAACAGGCAGAUAUCAUUAAUAAACUUAUAAUCAAAGAGCUGUUCUGUUUCAGAUAGUACUACAAUAUUUUCUGUAUGAUCUUUGACAACACUAUAAAACACAAAGCUGGCAACAAUUUCUAACCACAGAAACAUGCUGGAAUGCAGCAGAGCAUACCUCUAACAAUACCUCACAGAAGUCUCCUCUGAAGCGGGUCCUAAUUUAGGUAGACUCAAGUUACCAAAUGUUUGGAGUGCCUACCAAUCAUCAGGGGAUUUCUAAAUGCAGGAUAGUCAGGUUACAUUGUGAGAAGCAGAGUGAUGAAUGCUUUGUCAGGAAGUUCAUCCAUCCUGCAAAAACGUUUGUGUGUCUUGUUUUUCAAAAAGUAAUGUAAAUGUGAUGUAGUGAUGUAAAUGAUAAACUGUGACCUAAAGUGUAUAAUCCUCCACUUUUUUGUUUGCGCUGUGACCAAAGUCCUUUGAUUAUGAAUUGAUUGAACAUUUGAUUAUGAUCUUGUUGUUCAGUAAAGCUCUAGCAAAACUCAGCAAUAUGUAUACCUCUCUAUAUCACCUUAUAUUACCUUGUUGGAGUAACAUUUUGUACUUUCAUUUUUUUUUUUAUUGUAUGUAGAAUUGUUUAGCAAACUGAUAAUGAACUGAGGCUCAGUCAAGUAAAAGUCUUACAUGCAAAAGUAAAAUGUAACCUAUAUACUGUAAGUAGUAUUAGCAAGGUGUACUUAAGUGUUAAAAUAAAGUACUCAUUGUGCAGUAAAA
This is a messenger RNA of Dicentrarchus labrax (European seabass), 2754 nucleotides long. Its product is annotated as arrestin domain-containing protein 3-like. Lineage: Eukaryota; Metazoa; Chordata; Actinopteri; Moronidae. The coding region runs from base 288 to 1421 and encodes 377 amino acids. The record is from RefSeq and is a predicted model, not a curated record. Gene Ontology annotation, cellular component: plasma membrane; cytoplasm. The transcript is spliced from 7 exons. Gene Ontology annotation, biological process: protein transport.